AUGACUCAACCGUACGACAUGAGUACGCUUUUCCUCGACCGCCUUGACUUGGACGACGAAUCAAUCGGGUCCGAGUUAGACGCCGUCAUGGACACCUACAUCUCCUUCUACAACUUGGCCUGUGCGUCGAUUUGGGCCGGCGAGCUGGAAAACGGCAUGGAAAUAUGCCGCGUGCUACUAGACUAUGACGAUCUGCCGCUUCUCAUUCGAGCUCGCGCGAGCAUCGAUCUCGCCUGGACCGAGCCUCACUGGCAGGACGUUGACCGCCACUUCCACAACGCCGAAGUCGCGUACAGGCGCAUGUGCGAGCUCGUAGAGCCGGCACGCCUCAAUGAAAAAUGGGGCCAGGUUAUAUUUUACCUUCAUGAGCUCGAACCGGAGAUCGCCAAUUACCGUUUGGAGGCGGAGGAGGAGGAAGACGAACCUGAAGGGCCCUGA
Molecule: messenger RNA, 438 nt
Organism: Lasiodiplodia theobromae
Lineage: Eukaryota; Fungi; Ascomycota; Dothideomycetes; Botryosphaeriales; Botryosphaeriaceae
Product: Phd finger and bah domain protein
Exons: 1
Coding region: 1-438 (145 amino acids)
Source: RefSeq, a predicted model, not a curated record